This is a messenger RNA of Schizophyllum commune H4-8, 2354 nucleotides long. Its product is annotated as glycosyltransferase family 90 protein. The transcript is spliced from 4 exons. NCBI's taxonomy places the organism in Eukaryota, Fungi, Basidiomycota, Agaricomycetes, Agaricales, Schizophyllaceae. The coding region runs from base 212 to 2158 and encodes 648 amino acids. The record is from RefSeq and is a predicted model, not a curated record.
AUCCGACCCGUACUGAAUCCCAUCGACUAACCCUUCCGGUGCUAUCUCGCCAUCUUUUCGCCAGAACCGCACCCCCGUGUUCCCGUGGAGCGACCCAUUAGACCACACCGCGACUGUUACAUAUUGGUAACUUAUAAAUCUCGGCUACGCGUCGCGCACAUGCGCUUUCAUCCUGGGCUCCUCCCGUAUACCCUACCCUGGCCCCGUCCUCAUGCCGCAUGGAAAGACGUCGAGUUUUGAGUGGCGCAUCCGCGUCGCAUCGCCGACGGAGGUCAAGGGCGACGAGGAGCAAAUAUUCCGCCCCUCGCGUACGCGCCGCUUUGCAUCCCUAGCUGCCCGCGCGCUCGCCGCCCUCGUCCUCGCCACCGUCGCCAUCGUCUUCUUCCGCGCAGGAGUGAACACGCCGACCGGCCGCACGACCUCUGACGCCCUCGAGCAGUGGCUCAAUGCACAUGCCGACGCCCCUACGAUCACCGAAGCCUCCAUCUCCACGCCUACCGACAACCACCAGCCCGACACACACCAGCCCGCUGAACACCCCAUCCAGCGCCUCAUCACUGACGCACAAGAUCGCUUCGCGCAAAAGCUCGCACGUCAGAGCCAGACGCUGCCAGAGGCUGUCACCGAGUACGAGCGCCGCUAUGGCCGCCGGCCGCCUAAGGGCUUCAAUCACUGGUGGGCGUACGCGCGCGACCGCGACUUCGUCAUGAUGGACGAGUUCGACGCGAUCGACGAGGACCUCGCGCCGUUCUGGAAUAUAUCUGGCGCGGAGCUUCGUGCGCGCGCUGCACUCGCGGGAUUGUUGCCGUCUGCUAGUCUGGUGUCCAUCCGGGAUGGAAGGGUGGUCCAUGAACGCAAGCCUGAGGGGACAUACCAGAAGAACGAACCGAACGAUCGCGCGCGUGGGUUUGGUGCAAUCCUGGAUAGGUUCGCACGGCAGCUGCCCAAUAUGACCUUUGCGGUGAAUGCGAUGGCGGAGGGGAUGGUCUUGGUCCCUUGGGAGCAGCGCCACGACAAUGCGAGCCUCAGCGCGGAGAGCUUGGGCAUCCACGCGGAUAUGCAUCCUGGUUGGGCGGACGGAGGCAACGUUUGGGAGGCCUGGCGCCGCACCUGUAAGCCCACCGAUCCCGCGCGCCGACCAUCCAGCGACACCCACGAGCCUCGAGCCCUCAUAGACACCCACGUUACCGAGCUCACUUUUGCGCCCAACUCGCCUUCGGUGAUCGAUUUCUGCUCAUACCCGGAUGCCCACCUCACCCAAGGUCUCUUCUUCUCUGACUGGCGCACCAUCCCCGCGCUUUUGCCUAUCCUGACGCCCGCACGAUCGCCCGGGGCAUCCGAUAUACGCAUACCGAGCCACUACUACUAUGGUGGCUCGGAGCACUAUACGUACGCCUGGGACCCCGAGAGGCGUGUCCAGAACGAGACCGACGCAAUGGAAGUACCUUGGGAGGACAAGAGCUCCCGCUUCUUUUGGCGCGGCUCGACGACGGGCGGUGGGAGCUCUCCGAGAGGCUACGCAGCGGGAUACCAGCGGCACCGAUUCGUGAGGCUCGCGGGGAAUACGUCGGACGCGCCGCACGAGGUCACGUUUGCCGAUGAUCAAGGUGAAUGGAGAACGGUCGAAGUGCCGACGAGGGAGCUCAAUAGCGAACUCAUGGACGCGGCCUUCACCACCCUCACGACUGGGGUCGCAUAUCCGGGCGGGGCGGACGCGCUGCGCGAGGACCACCGCUUCGCUGAGCGUGUGCCUCUCGGCGCUCACUGGGCGCACAAAUAUCUCGUCGACCUUGACGGCCAAGGCUACAGCGCCAGGUUCUUCGCAUUUCUCGAGAGCGGCAGCGUGCCCGUGAAAGCCACGGUUUACAAUGAAUUCUUCCAUGAUUGGAUUGAACCUUGGGUGCACUUCAUCCCCUUGUCAACGAUAUAUGAUGAGAUAUACAAUAUCCAUGCCUUUUUCUCAGGACCACCGCGGGCGGCGAAUGCAACGGGAGGGGAGGACCAUGACGAGAUGCUGCACGACAUCGCUCAAGCAGGAAGAGAGUGGAAACACAGGAUGGGACGGAAGGUCGAUAUGGAAGUGUAUGUUUUCCGGCUCUGCCUGGAGUAUGCCAGGCUGUGGGCUGACGAUCGCGAGUCGAUGGAUUUUAUUUUGUAAACAAUAUUCAAGAGCGCACAUGAUAGAACGAUUCAACGACGACCGUAGUGGGUCACUAGCAGGUGUUUGGUGCAUAUCCAGCCGGACGAACCAGGGAUGGAGCCACAGCUGUGUCUACAUCAGCAGGUAAAUCGUAGCACAACAGUUCGUACAAUACCUAAUUUAUUCAUGCGACUUCGACACGCGCGCUUCGUGG